AUGGAACAAUUUCCAAAUACUGAAAGUGUUUCUCCAAAAAGUAUGGAUUAUUUAACUAAAGUAGCCAAAAAAAAAGAUGCAAGUCAGGCUGAAAUUGAAGCCAUUACAAAUCUUCUUGAUCUUAAAAAAAGAGAGCUGGAUGAGGCACGGACAUUUUAUAAGGAGAAUAGAAGUAAUAAAUGGAAGGAGAAAUUUCGUCGCACCAAUUAA
This is a messenger RNA of Entamoeba nuttalli P19, 210 nucleotides long. RefSeq lists its product as hypothetical. The record is from RefSeq and is a predicted model, not a curated record. The coding region runs from base 1 to 210 and encodes 69 amino acids. NCBI's taxonomy places the organism in Eukaryota, Evosea, Mastigamoebida, Endamoebidae. The transcript is spliced from 2 exons.